Molecule: messenger RNA, 1290 nt
Organism: Colletotrichum karsti
Lineage: Eukaryota; Fungi; Ascomycota; Sordariomycetes; Glomerellales; Glomerellaceae
Product: gdsl-like lipase acylhydrolase domain protein
Exons: 5
Coding region: 1-1290 (429 amino acids)
Molecular function (GO): carboxylic ester hydrolase activity
Source: RefSeq, a predicted model, not a curated record
AUGAUCGUACCUUCGCUGGCAGUUGUGCUCACCAACAUCUGUGCCGUGGCGGCUACAAUUCUUGAAAACGGACGCCCAAGGGUUACCAGCUUCCCCGACACCCAGAUAGAGUUGGCGGAGAGCGACUACAGGACUUACAAUGCUGAUGCCGAAGAGAUCUCAUUCAAGGGUCGAUGGGACUCCAAAAUGAUCUCUUGGUGGGCGGGCCCAGGAAUCAAAUUUGGCUUCACAGGUCAAACGGUUGCAGUCACCUUUGGGAACGAAACGAUCAGCAGUACUCUUGUCGCCUACAGGAUUGCUGGGCUGGAUUGGAUGCAUACGAAUGUCACGGCGGGCGCAACUCACCUCUUCGUUAGUCCGGCAACUCCAGGAAUCGAACUCACUGGACCUAUUAGCCCCGUAACCUUCGAGAUGAGGGUUACGAACUGGGCCUACGGAGUUCAGAUCGAUAAAGUACAUGUGGCCAUCGGGGAAAAGCUCGUCAAAAUCCCUGACUACCCUCGCCGAGUAGAGUUCAUUGGCGACAGCUUAUCGGCAGGCAUGUACAACACGUACGAGGCUCUUGCUGGAUUCGCGUAUGGCGUCGGAGCAGGACUAGGAGAUACGGAAUACUCCAUCACGGCCUAUCCGGGCAUCUGUGUCUCCGACCAGGAGUGCUGGGGAAACCCUAGGGGCCAGUCUCACCAGUGGUUCUAUACGUCCGACACUGGCGGACGAGCAAAUGAAGUUUGGGGAGAUGAUCCCGAACCUUGGGACUUUUCCAAAAACCCGGCGGCGGACCUCGUAGUCAUUAACCUCGGUACCAACGAUGCCAAUGCUGCGAACAACGUCAGCAAGUCCACUUACGUAGAGAGUUACAAAAGACUCGUUCAGGGCGUUCACGGAAAGUGGCCCGAGGCUCAAGUUAUCAUCAUGCAAAUGUGGCAAGGCUUCUUUCAAGACGGCAAUACGUAUGGUCAGAACACGGACCUUCGGGAUGAAGUCUAUAGUGUUUAUGAGUACUUCAACACGGAAGAGUACCUGAGCAGUCCGACAACGUGGGAUGCUGUCACCAACACGACGAAGAAGACAGGCAAGCCUGCAAAGCCAUUCGUCCACUUCUUCAACACCACUGGCAUCCUGCAGCACAAUGAUAUCGCACCACAGUGGCACCCCACAGAUGUUGGGCAGAUCAAGGUUGCCAGCCAUCUCAUACAGUACAUCACGCUGAAGCUUGGUUGGCCACUGUACGCCAACGGACCCGAGGUUUAUCAUGAGACGCUGUACUGGAACGACCAGUCCAGCUAUUGA